AAACAACUAGUCCUCUUGAACACAAUCAUGGCGGCUGCUACGGCUGAAGAUGCGCUGCGAGAAGUUUCCAAAGAACUUAAACAGUAUACCUUCACACCAGAGCCCAUUCCGAGGCUUAGUUGUACAGAUCCAAAGGCUGAGAAGUUAAUUGCUAAUGAACAACCUGUCAUCUUAACUGACACAGACCUUGUGAAGUCCGCACACCACUGGAACCUGGAUUACUUGGGGUCGAACAUUGGCGAGGGUACAUACACUGUAUACUCCUCAAGUAACCACAAGUUCCUCUACUUCGAUGAAAAGAAAAUCAGUUAUGUGCCUGGUUUUGUCCCACCCACAAAGCACAUGGAUCUGACCUUUGAUGAGUUUGUGGGCAAAGUGAAGAAGAGCAGCUCAAGUUCUGAAAGGUACUACCUCCAGCAGGCUUUGAAUGACUCCGUGGACCAGCAGAUCGUGAUGGACUUCAUGGGCUUCAACUGGAACUGGAUCACGGAGCAGCAGAGGAAGUACAAGUGGGGGCAGCUCACCUCCAACCUGCUGCUCAUAGGCAUGGAUGGUGUCAUCACGCCAGCUCAUUACGAUGAACAACAGAACUUCUUCGCUCAGAUCCAGGGCUACAAACGUUUCCUGUUGUUUGAACCGUCCCAGUUUGAAUGUCUCUACCCGUACCCUAUAUACCACCCUCAUGACCGACAGAGUCAAGUUGAUUUUGACAACCCUGACUUCAAGAGAUUCCCCAAGUUUAAAGAUGUGAAGGGACACGAGGCAGUUGUUGGACCCGGGGAUGUUCUGUACUUGCCUGUGUAUUGGUGGCACCAAGUGGAGUCUGUGCCUAAUAGAGGUGUUACUGUGUCUGUCAACUUCUGGUACAAGUCUGGUCCGACGGAGAAGGUAGUGUACCCACUGAAGCCCCAGCAGAAGGUCGCCAUGAUGAGGAACAUCGAGAAGAUGAUCACAGAUGCCCUCAAUGAUGCCAACGAGGUUCCACCGUUUUUAAGAACAAUGGUGCAGGGAAGAUACACAUGAGAUAUCCGAACCACCAACCAUAUAUCAGCUCUAUUUAUCACCAUCAUCAUAAUCACCUUCAUGAAGCUGUCAUUUCAUCACCUGUUUGUUGAUCACCUGUUGACAUGUUGAAACUAUCUGGUACUGACCAACACUGGGCUAUAUUCAGUUUUUUAGUUUCGGUUUCGGAAGAGGAGCCAAAGGGACAAUCAUAAGAAAAACAUUCAAAUUAAUUUUUUUAUAUAUGCCAAGCUGCUCCAUAUUAGAAACAUAUAAAGAAAACAAAACUGAAGUAUUUGUUGAUGUUUACUUCAUGAAUAAUAAUUGGUCAAAUGUUAUGUGUGGAGUCUGGUCAGUGGAAAUGUGUUUUGGAGAGAACAAAACUUAUAUAUAUUACAAAACAUGCUGUAAUUUUAUUGAAUUAGCUUAUAUUUUCCCCUU
Messenger RNA from Haliotis rubra (blacklip abalone), 1443 nucleotides. Its product is annotated as hypoxia-inducible factor 1-alpha inhibitor-like. Gene Ontology annotation, cellular component: nucleus; cytoplasm. Lineage: Eukaryota; Metazoa; Mollusca; Gastropoda; Lepetellida; Haliotidae. The record is from RefSeq and is a predicted model, not a curated record. Gene Ontology annotation, molecular function: ankyrin repeat binding; peptidyl-histidine dioxygenase activity; [protein]-asparagine 3-dioxygenase activity. The transcript has 8 exons. The coding region runs from base 28 to 1023 and encodes 331 amino acids. Gene Ontology annotation, biological process: peptidyl-aspartic acid hydroxylation; negative regulation of Notch signaling pathway.